Sycon ciliatum is the source of this 2017-nucleotide messenger RNA. RefSeq lists its product as uncharacterized. The transcript has 4 exons. Lineage: Eukaryota; Metazoa; Porifera; Calcarea; Leucosolenida; Sycettidae. The record is from RefSeq and is a predicted model, not a curated record. Bases 46 to 1686 code for a protein of 546 amino acids.
UUCUUUCAUGUCGUCGAUGUGCCAGCUUCAAAUUUCCUCUCGGUCAUGCCGAGGUGCUGUGCUCCCGGCUGUUCGAACGAUUCGAAGGAUGAUGCCUGCAAGAAUUUGACGUGGUUUACGUUUCCCCACGACAAUGAGUUGCGUCUUUCGUGGGUGAAAAACAUGGGCAGAGCAGCUCGAGUCGCCGGUGGGAAAACACACAAGCUCUUUGAGCCAAUCAAGUGGGAUCGUUUGUGUUCAGCCCACUUUGAACCGACCUGCUUUCAGCGUGAUAUGAUGAGCGAAUUCAUGGCUAGCGGAGCGAUGAGCCAGUCUGGCAAAAAGCGACCUCGUAAGCUCGUGGAGGGUGCAGUGCCAACGUUAUUUGCGAGUUCAGGUCUGUCUGCAAAGUCUAGUUCCACACCGAAAACAACACCUCGAAAGGAAUCACUUUACCUCAAGCGAAAACGCGAGCAGGAGGAAUCAGACGAGGAGCUGGCUGCACGAGAAUGUAGAGGACCAGGCCCAACGAGCACAGGGACAUCCUAUUCCACCACAUCCAUGCCUGCGUCUGUCGAGUGUGAGGAGGUUCAGGAGACAGCCCAAUCACAUAGCAGUACAGCUGUUCUUCAGGGUCCAUGUCCGCCAUUAUGUACUACAUGCACCACUAACGAUGAAGAGACCGGUGCCUCUAGCUCAUGUGAAGAUAAUGACUCUGUUUUUGAGCCAGGUGAGCCGGAGAGUGGGGAUGAUGAGAAUUAUGACCCCGUGUUCGACAGGAAGUUCAUAGUGUUUGAGCAAAACCUUGACAAUCUCUUUCAACGCUGUCAGGAAUGUGGUGAGAAAGUUGCACAAACAUCCAAGACUACACAAGGAUCCCUUCUGAUCGUGACAGCUGUAUGUGUAUCAGGUCACACUGUGCAAUGGAAGUCGCAACCUAAACUGCAACGUGCACCCGUCGGAAACCUUCUGUUAUCUGCUGCAAUAUUGUUCAGUGGCUGCCUGUACAACACCUUCUCACUAUUCGCGUCGCUAUUGAACCUUUGUGUCAUGGGCAAGUCUGUGUAUUACGAAAUACAACGGAAAAUGUUGUGCCCUGUCGUGAACAAAGCGUGGAGCAAUCAUGUCGGCUCUCUCCACAUACUGGCUACUGACGAACCACUGAAGUUCAUAGGAGAUGGUCGAUGCGACAGUCCGGGCUACUCUGCCAAGUACUGCACCUACACCAUCAUGGAAGAGUCCACGGAUUUGAUUUUCGAUUUUGAACUGAUGCAUGUAUCUAUGACCGGAAACAAUAGUGGUACUAUGGAGAGAGAAGGGCUGCGCAGGAUUCUUCACCGAUGUGAAGACAGCCCUUUCAGCAUUGUUCAGUUUGCCACUGAUAGAAGUGCGCAGGUCAAGGCCAUGAUGAGGGACAGCUUCGGAACGGUCAACCACCAGUUCGACAUCUGGCACUUUGCGAAGUCCAUUUCCAAGAAGCUGACCAAGGCCACAACGAAAAAAGAUAUGGAGAUGCUGAGGAAAUGGAUUCCUGCCAUAGCAAAUCACCUUUGGUGGUGUGCUUCAUCUUCGCCAGGAGAUCCGGUUCUGCUGCAGGAGAAGUGGUCGUCGCUGCAGCACCACAUCACGAACGUGCACUCCUGGGUAGGCGCCACUAAGUUCGUGAAGUGCGCCCAUGAAGAUCUUCCGGAAGAUUCGAGCACAUAGUGGCUUGCCAGUGGAUCCGCGCAGCACGCAGCCCUCAUCAAGAUCUUAUCGGACCGCACCAUUCUGGCCGACUUGCUGCAUCUGACGGAGUUCAGCCACACUGGAUCCCUGGAGGUGUUCCACUCCAAUCAGCUGGUGUGGACACCAAAGCGCAUCCAUUUCUCCUACACAGGUAAUUAUGUGUUAUGAAUGUGGUGUCUGAAGAAGUGUGAUUUGACCACCACAACGCUUAUCACUACGUGCGAUUGUUUAGGCUAAUAUGCAAGAAAAACACCUUGACUCAGUCGUGACAUGUAUACAUGUAACUCAUACAAAGACUUUAUAAUAAAUU